AUGACAAGCCAGUUGCAAAAACGGAGCCUGCGUUUCGCAGAUGUAGCCGUCACAUUCACGGUCGACCAAUUCCACGGCAUCUACCGUGGAAAGAAAUACCAUGCAUCAGACAUGCCGGAGGUGCUAAAACGGACCAAAGAACAUGGCUGUGAAAAGGUCAUGUUGACCACCAUGACCCUUCCAGGCGCACAAGAGAACCACAGGAUCGUCAAAGAACACCCAGACACCUGCACCAUGACAUUAGGGGUGCACCCGUACCAUGCAGGGGAGAUAUACGCAAAGGAAGGCUACCCUUUGGCGAAAUCGGACUCGACUACGACUACCUGGAUCGCGCGGAUAAAGAGACCCAGCAACGCGCAUUCCAUGAUCAACUGUACCUCAGCGUAG
This is a messenger RNA of Monascus purpureus, 387 nucleotides long. Lineage: Eukaryota; Fungi; Ascomycota; Eurotiomycetes; Eurotiales; Aspergillaceae. The record is from the annotation of a GenBank genome assembly.